Messenger RNA from Mangifera indica (mango), 1000 nucleotides. RefSeq lists its product as uncharacterized. The transcript has 4 exons. The record is from RefSeq and is a predicted model, not a curated record. NCBI's taxonomy places the organism in Eukaryota, Viridiplantae, Streptophyta, Magnoliopsida, Sapindales, Anacardiaceae. The coding region runs from base 306 to 842 and encodes 178 amino acids.
AUAAAAUUUAUGAUUAAGAGAUUAAAGUUUGAAAUACAAUCGUGAGCUUUUUUAGUGCUUGGGCUUUGAGGAAUAUGAACUUUUGCUUGGAAUACUUCUUUAAGUUUGAAUGAUUCCAUAUCAAAGGUGUCAUCUUGAUAUUUCGUCAGCAAGCGCUACUGACCCUCCCCUGUAAAUCGGUCCCCAGUGAGGAGGGUAAAAUGUUUAUGAUUUUGCCUGAAGUGCAAACAGUGGUUGCGUUGUUCUCACUCACUUAACAUUCAACCAUUUCUGAGUGUUAAGAGAGGAUCUGAAGAGACAAGGAAAUGGAGAAGGCUCUAACCACCGUUAGUAGUUUAAAGGUUGGGAGCUUAUGGAUCUCUAAGAAAGCGAAGGAGGAGCUCUCUAACAUCUCUCAAGACAUCAAUACUAUUUCAAGUACCGUUGAAGAGAAGGCAAAAUGGAUUUUUAACAAGCUGAAAGGAAAACCUAUGAAAAGCUUGCCUGAUCUGCUUCACGAGUACAACUUACCGCCUGGCCUCUUUCCUCAGAACAUAAUCUGUUAUGAAUUUGAUGAAACAAAGGCCAAGUUGAUUGUGUACUUGCCGUCUGCUUGUGAAGUGAGCUUCAAAGACUCAACAAUUAUAAGGUAUGCGACCCGCGUGAAAGCAAAUCUUAUACGGGGAAAGCUCACUGGUAUUGAAGGAGUGAAGACAAAGGUGCUAGUAUGGGUUAAAGUUACAAGUGUAGCUAUCGAGAACUACAAGUCCGAUAAGGUGUGUUUCACAGCUGGAGUGAAAAAAUUAAAGGCUAAGGAUGCCUUUUUAGUGCCUCAGAAUGCUGUUAGAGUUGAAGAAUUUUGAGUUAAUAUUCAUUACCAUUGACUGAUGCCAAGAAUUAGAUGGCUGAAUCUUUUGUAGUUAUUGCUAGGAUCAGUUUCAGUUAUUGGACAGUUGCAUGUGUUUUAUUUAUUAUCUAUUAAUAUUUAUAAUCAUAUUAUGGAUUGUGAUUAUAGAAAUAA